This is a messenger RNA of Gossypium arboreum, 2347 nucleotides long. RefSeq lists its product as uncharacterized. The record is from RefSeq and is a predicted model, not a curated record. The transcript has 2 exons. Bases 364 to 2148 code for a protein of 594 amino acids. Lineage: Eukaryota; Viridiplantae; Streptophyta; Magnoliopsida; Malvales; Malvaceae. Gene Ontology annotation, molecular function: zinc ion binding.
AUAACCGGAACACACUCAUGUAUAGAUUUGAAAAAGACAAUAAUAUCCUUAACGUGACCUUAUCAACCCUAAUCUUCUCCCGAUUACUAAACUUUUACCCCCAAAUCUUUCCCCAAAACGAAUUGAAGAAGAUUACUUUCUUCUCUUUGGACCUUUCCACUAACCUUCUUCAAAUCUAUUUAAGUUAUUCUUCACAGUGCUCAUUUGGAGCUCCCUGAAUGGUUUGUUCAUUGGCUUCAAAAUUGUUGGCCCUCUUAACUUCUUUACCUGACUGAAAAAAGUUAGCUCUCUUGCCUUCUUGGGUAAGACAAUGGUAAGUUGGUCAUUGCAUGGAAUGAAGUCAUAAUUUGUAUUGGUUGCCCCAUGGAAGACCACACUUUUGUUGUUGGUCAGGAGUUCCCUGAUGUCAAGGCCUUCCGUAAUGCUAUUAAGGAAGCUGCCAUUGCACAGCACUUUGAGCUGCGUGUUAUAAAGAGUGACCUUGUCCGUUACUUUGCCAAGUGCGCCACAGAAGGAUGUCCAUGGCGUAUUCGUGCAGUUAAGCUUCCCAAUUCUCCAACUUUCACAAUUAGAAGUCUUGAAGGAACACAUACUUGUGGGAAAAAUGCACAAAAUGGGCACCAUCAAGCUUCUGUGGAUUGGAUUGUGAGUUUUAUAGAGGAACGACUACGGGAUAACAUCAAUUACAAACCAAAGGAUAUAUUGCAUGACAUUCAUAAACAAUAUGGGAUCAUCAUACCAUACAAGCAAGCUUGGCGUGCAAAGGAACGGGGACUUGCUGCUAUUUAUGGCUCUUCAGAAGAAGGAUACUGCAUGCUUCCCACAUUUUGUGAGGAAAUAAAGAAAACAAACCCUGGAAGUAUUGCAGAGUUAUUCACCACUGGUGCAGAUAACCGUUUCCAGCGGCUAUUUGUUUCCUUUCAUGCAUCCAUAUGUGGAUUCUUGAGUGGAUGCUUGCCUAUUGUUGGGCUUGGUGGAAUCCAGCUUAAAAGCAAAUACCUCGGUACUUUGCUUUCAGCAACUGCUUUUGAUGCUGAUGGUGGUUUAUUUCCUCUUGCAUUUGGCGUUGUUGAUACAGAAAAUGAUGAUAGCUGGAUCUGGUUCUUAUCAGAGUUGCAUAAGGCUUUGGAGAUGAAUUCUGAGAAAAUGCCACAGCUCACUUUUCUAUCAGAUGGUCAAAAAGGCACUUUAGAUGCAAUAAGGAGAAAGUUCCCAAAUUCUUGUCAUGCCUUUUGCAUGAGCUAUCUUAGUGAAAGCAUUAGCAAAGAGUUCAAGAACUCAAGGCUUUUCCAUCUUCUCUGGAAAGCUGCAUAUGCUACAACUACGACUGUUUUUAAAGAGAAAAUGGCUGAAAUAGAGGAGGCUUCUCCUGAAGCUGCAAAGUGGAUACAGCAAUUUCCUCCUUCCCGCUGGGCAUUGUUGUAUUUCGAAGGGACACGUUAUGGGCACCUCUCAUCAAACAUUGAGGAAUUUAAUCGUUGGAUUCUUGAUGCUUUAGAGUUACCCAUAAUACAGGUGGUUGAGCAAAUUCACAACAAAUUGAUGUCUGAGUUUGAGGACCGUCGAACUAGAAGUCAUUCUUGGUUUUCUGUACUAGCCCCUAGUGCUGAGACACGCAUGCAAGAAGUUAUCAGCCGUGCAUCAACAUAUCAAGUUCUGCGGUCAGAUGAAGUAGAAUUUGAGGUUAUAUCAGCUGAACGAUCAGACAUUGUGAAUAUUGGGAAACACUCUUGUUCAUGUCGUGAUUGGCAACUUUAUGGAAUACCUUGUGCACAUGCUGCGGCAGCAAUCAUGUCAUGUCGAAAAGAUGUAUAUGCUUUCGCAGAGAAAUGCUUUACAGUUGCCAGUUAUCAUGAGGCAUAUUCAGAAGAGAUAUACCCCAUUCCUCAGAAGAUUGACUGGAACAAGUUCGAUGAGGCGCCUAGUACUUUGAAUGAGGAUGCUCAAGUCGUGCGACCGCCCAAGUUUCGUCGGCCUCCAGGACGCCCUGAAAAGAAACGGAUAUGCGUAGGGGAGCUUAAUCGUGAGAAACACACGGUGCAUUGUAGCAGAUGUAACCAGACCGGUCACUAUAAAACAACUUGCAAAGCAGAUAUUAUGAAGGUUAUUGAUUCUAGCCUUGUAGGAUCUAAUUUUGUACUUAAGUAGGUUGUAGAUUAUGAAUAUGGUACUAGGGUGGCCAUAUUUAAUUCUGCACCCAAUGUGAAAUAGGAAAUCUCCAUUGUAUCUCUCAGUAUGUAUGUAUGUAUGUAUGUAUAACUGGAUUCAAGUUCGUAUGGCUCUGGCUUUAGUUUUGCAACUUUUGCUCUUGAUGAGAAAUUCAGUUGGGCCUUUUAUUGCACUCAAA